AUGGAAGAAGUAAAUGUUAUCAACAAUAUACAAAGUCUUUAUUUUUUACAAAGUGAGGGUACUAAAAUUAUUACUAAUGGUACCAAUUCACAUAUACUUAUUUAUGCAUCAAUUUAUGGUAUAUCUGAAUAUAAAACUAAAAAAUUAUUUGAAGCUUAUGGUAUAUUUUCAAGUAAAAGUUCCUUACCUAAUGAUGGAAGAAAUAUGUCUUAUCGUGUUCGUAUUGAGACAACUGCAUUAACAAUUCGUGGCUUAAAAUAUCAAGACUUUCAAAAAAUCACCCUUUAUAAUUCAAGCUAUAGAAAUUGCAUAGAAAGUAAAGAAGGUAAUAAAUCUAUUAUUCAAUUUAUUGAAGCUUUACCAAGAUAUUUUAAUCUGAUUAAUCCUCUGAAAAAUGUGACAGUACAGUAUAUAGAAUAUUUCAAUUUUCCAUAG
This is a messenger RNA of Cryptosporidium muris RN66, 435 nucleotides long. RefSeq lists its product as uncharacterized. Bases 1 to 435 code for a protein of 144 amino acids. The transcript has a single exon. The record is from RefSeq and is a predicted model, not a curated record. NCBI's taxonomy places the organism in Eukaryota, Apicomplexa, Conoidasida, Eucoccidiorida, Cryptosporidiidae.